AUGACAUCUGAAGCGAACUGGGAGAAAGUUGCCGCGGGGAAGCGCGCCGCUCUCGCGGAAUCCAUUCCGACUCAAUACCGCAUACCCCAGGACAAGUUUCCACCGGAAUCACAACUCGAUGUCACGACGUGGCCUAGGGAAUCUGGAUGGCUUACGGAGUCAGAACUCGCGAUCACUGAGAGCACCGCGUCAAAUAUCCUCGAGAAGAUUGCGUCGAAAGCAUGGAGCGCCGAAGACGUUACGCUCGCAUUCUGCAAAUGCGCCGCAGCGGCGCAUCAACUGACGAAUUGUCUCAGCGACGCCUUCUUCGAUGAAGCGGUACAGCAAGCCAAAGCCCUCGAUGAGCAUCUCGAACGAACCGGCAAGACCGUAGGACCGCUCCAUGGCCUGCCUAUAUCGCUCAAAGACAACUUCAACGUAAAAGGGAAAGAUAGUACCGUAGGCUUCACCUCCUUAGUGAACCAACCCGCCGAAUACGAUGCGACGCUGGUGGAAAUACUGCGUCGACUGGGCGCUGUCCAAUAUUGCAAGACAAAUGUGCCAACAGCCAUGAUGAUCGCAGAGUCCGUGAACAACACAUUCGGCCGCACCGUCAACCCACUCAAUCGCAAAGUCACGUCCGGCGGCUCCUCAGGCGGAGAAUCAGCCCUCAUCGCAUUUGGAGGAAGCCCUCUGGGCGUCGGAACAGACAUCGGCGGCAGCUUGCGUAUCCCAGCAGCAUGUACCGGUAUCUUCACUCUGCGCCCCUCCUUCGGUCGCUUCACCACACAACGAUGCAGAUCCGGUCUCGCUGGCCAGGAAGCAGUGCAAUCCGUAAACGGACCCAUGGGCAAAACACUCCGCGACAUCACCCUCUACUCCAAAGCCAUCGUCGACGCAGAGUGCUGGAAACUAGACCCAAAGAUGCUGCCAAUCCCAUGGCGGCACGUCGAUCCCCCACAGAAGCUCAAGAUCGCGGUGCUGUACAACGACGGUAUCUGCCUACCCACGCCGCCUGUGACGCGAGCGCUGCAGGAAACGGCGGUCAAGCUGAAGAAAGCGGGGCAUGAGGUUUUGGUCUGGAAUCCGAAGUUGCAUGCUAAAGCGAUUGAACUUCUAGGCCGCAUGUUCGUUGCAGACGGAGGAAAGAGCGUGGAGGCUUUACUCGGUGUAACGGGCGAGCCGUACCGACCUGAAAUGAUACAGUACAAACACGCGAAGGAACUGGGUGUUUAUGAUAUGUGGAAACUGCAUACGGAGCGAUCGGAGCUGCAGCGACAGUAUCUGGAACAGUGGAUGGGGGUUGAGGGACUUGAUGGUAUUUUAGCACCGACAACACCCUACGCAAGCGUAGCGCACGGCGACUUCAAAUACGUCGGAUACACCGGCGUGUACAACGUAGUCGACUACUCUGCCACGUCCUUCCCCUGUGGCGUCUCGGUCGAUAAAGCCGUGGAUCAGUAUGCGAGCGAUUACAAGGCGCAGAGCGAGUCCUGUCAGGCUGCUUGUGAUAGCUAUCACCCUGAGCUACUUCACGGCCUACCAGUUAGUCUACAACUUGUUGCGCAACGGUUGGAGGAGGAGAAGGUACUUGCUAUGACUGAGACGGUGCUUCAGGCGAUACGGUCGUGA
Molecule: messenger RNA, 1611 nt
Organism: Alternaria viburni
Lineage: Eukaryota; Fungi; Ascomycota; Dothideomycetes; Pleosporales; Pleosporaceae
Exons: 7
Coding region: 1-1611 (536 amino acids)
Source: RefSeq, a predicted model, not a curated record